Nannizzia gypsea CBS 118893 is the source of this 492-nucleotide messenger RNA. RefSeq lists its product as hypothetical. The record is from RefSeq and is a predicted model, not a curated record. Lineage: Eukaryota; Fungi; Ascomycota; Eurotiomycetes; Onygenales; Arthrodermataceae. The transcript has a single exon. Bases 1 to 492 code for a protein of 163 amino acids.
AUGUUUGGCCGUUUCAUAGAUGCAUUUACCAAACCGAGGAACCCUUCUGUGAUCCUCGCUGUCGGUGAGGACCGUGGCUCCAUUGAGUUUCUCCAUCUUCAUCCCGAGACUGGAGAGGUUGAACGCUUUCGCACCAGCUGCCGAUUGUCUACCUUCCAGUCCCAUGGCUCUAGAGAGACGACCCGCAAGCAGAUUGGGACGGUUACACUUCCCGCCAAAGGACUUGCGUCCGCUGAUGGCUUUUUCGAGGAUGUUACGGCACAGGUCCGCGAGCGGUGGGAUGAUUUCAUGGCUUCGAACCCGUCAAAUAUUGAUUCAGUGGCCCGCCUAGUCCAAGAUGUCCUUAAGCCCGCCGCCCUCGAGGUGAUUAAGGGGAGAGGGGGGAGAGACGCCGCUGGGAAGGAAACGGAGACACAUUCAGUCUUUCUCAUUUACAUCACACGACCACAGCCAGAGAGGGUGACCAGUCUUGAGCCAACUAGCCCUGGAUGA